CGGAUCAAGAAGAUCGCGAAGGGGUGCCACGCGCUGUCGAACAAGAGAAGCGACGCGGUAUCUUAUUGGCACACUUUGCGACGCGAUGCUGCCCACCGCGCUGCCGUCGCGCUUGCUCAAGUCCAUCAACUCGUGGAAAGGCCGUCGCGCCGAAUACGAGUCGGUACACACACUCGACGAACUCCCGGUUGCCGAGGCACCGGUGCAGGUGCUCACGUGCCAUUUGGCCCCGCGCCCGGCGCCAAGCCCGCGCACCGAGGCGGCGUCACCGAUGACGUACGAUGUCCUGCUUCACAAGGACGAGCACGGGCUCGGCGUGUGCCUUGCCGUCGACGACGCCCAUCGGCUCGUCGUCGCGUCGUUCCGGCGACUCCACGCCAACGACGUCGGGCCGGCCGAGGCGAGCAACCAGAUCCGCCAAGGCGAUUUCCUCUGCGAAAUCAACAGCGACGAGGUGUUUACGCUCCCCCACGUCCACCGGCUACUCGUUGCGCUGCGGUCCGAGGCGUUCGUUCUCUUGCGCUUUCGGCGCGGCUCGCCCGGGACGCCGCUCCUUGUCGACGCGAAUUGUGUGGCUGAAACAACGUCCCCGCGUGCCGUGCCGACGCAACGCGAGCGCCAGCUCUCGCAUUUGGUGCACGAUCUCGCGCUCAAGAACCAGCUCCUUCAUACCCAGCUCGCAGAAAUCCAAGGGCAACUCUUGCAAAAAUGCUGGGCACUUGAAAGCACCGAGCAGCAGCUGCAGGAGGCGCGGGUGGAAGCUACCCGAAGCAGCCGUCUCUGGCCGGCCAAAAGCAAUGGGCAGCAUGCCAAGCUUGAGUUGGACACGCUUUUAACCGAGUGCAAGUCCCAGCUCAAGCGAGAGUGCGACGAGCAGAUGCAGCUUGAGCGCGCCCAGCUGCGCGCGGCCCAUCGGCGCGAACUGGAGCGUCACGAAGCCACGAGCGCGAAGAAGCUCCGGAUGCUCGAGGAGGCGCUCGGAUUUUUGAUCGACCAAGUGGACGCGCGCCCCUCCGACGAAUCGCAGCCCGUUUCAAACGAGGCGGGCAAGCUCCAGGACAUUCGCGGCAUCCUGGCGGGCUACACGGCACGACGACACCAGAUCGACCGCCUCGUGCCGAAAAAAGCACCCUCCGUCACAAGUGCGUAAUGUGAUAGACCAACAUGACAACGAUUCAAUGGAUGACAUUCAUGUCCGUCGAGGGUCUAACUACGUAUCGUCUAUUCGAAUGGCGAUGAGCAC
Messenger RNA from Saprolegnia diclina VS20, 1243 nucleotides. RefSeq lists its product as hypothetical. The record is from RefSeq and is a predicted model, not a curated record. Lineage: Eukaryota; Oomycota; Saprolegniomycetes; Saprolegniales; Saprolegniaceae. The coding region runs from base 86 to 1150 and encodes 354 amino acids. The transcript is spliced from 2 exons. Gene Ontology annotation, molecular function: protein binding.